This is a messenger RNA of Triplophysa rosa, 5639 nucleotides long. It is a transcript of the gene plcg1, whose product is annotated as phospholipase C, gamma 1. Gene Ontology annotation, molecular function: protein binding; phosphatidylinositol-4,5-bisphosphate phospholipase C activity. Bases 442 to 4374 code for a protein of 1310 amino acids. Gene Ontology annotation, biological process: phospholipid catabolic process; positive regulation of epithelial cell migration; phosphatidylinositol-mediated signaling. Lineage: Eukaryota; Metazoa; Chordata; Actinopteri; Cypriniformes; Nemacheilidae. The transcript is spliced from 33 exons. The record is from RefSeq and is a predicted model, not a curated record.
CAGAGGCGUCACAAACAUGGCCGCCGAGUGGCACGACUUCCGUAAACGGACUUUGGUAGUGGUCAGAGUAGACCGGGCACAGAGUGCGUAGGCGCAUUUAAAGCGAGGCUCUGUGUCUUUAAGAGGCCGUGCGCUGUGUUGUGCAGCGCUGCGUUGUGCUGUAGGGAUCGGCUGAUGGGGGAAGGGCUUUCACUCACACACGUCGACUCAUGGCGGAGAGAGAGCAGCAGAUAUCAGACUCGGUCCGAUCUCCACAGCGCUGCUGAAGCGCGCGCGUCUGAUCAUGCGGACAGGACGACAUGAGCGCAGCUGAGAUUUCAGACGGAGCGCAGCGCGUGUUUUCUGCGUUUAUUGAGUCGCAGCUGCAGCCGCACACGGUAUCCCGCCAGGCCCGGCAGGGUGGGAAUUAUUCUGAAAGGAACUGAAGAACAAACAGGGGAAAUGGCUGCGACCGCCGGCUUCUCCAACGGACCGGUGCCCUGGACGCUGAGCGACACUGAAGUCAACAAUCUGUACCGUGAUCUAGAGCUGGGCACCGUAUUGACUCUCUUUUACGCCAAGAAGUCUCAAAGACCAGAGAGAAGGACGUUUCAAGUUAAGCUCGAGACCAGGCAGAUUAUCUGGACAAGAGGAACGGAUAAAAUCGAGGGUGAAAUUGAUAUUCGAGAGAUUCAGGAGAUCCGGACGGGACAGAAGUCACGUGAUUUUGAGCGAUAUGUGGAGGACUCGACCGCCCGGCUGGACCAGGCCCACUGCUUUGUUAUCCUCUACGGGACCGAGUUUCGGCUCAAAGCGCUCAGUCUGGCAGCGACCUCAGAUGAGGAGAUGGUCAUGUGGGUGAAGGGUUUGACCUGGCUGGUGUCGGAUACGUUACGCUCCCCCACGCCCCUGCAGAUAGAGAGGUGGCUGAGAAAACAGUUUUACGCAGUGGAUCGCAACCGAGAAGACAGAAUUUCCUGUAAGGAUCUGAAGAGUAUGUUGUGUCAAGUCAACUACAGAGUUCCUAACAUGAGAUUCUUACGGGAGAAGCUUCCGGAUGGAGAGCUGAGGAAUGGAGAUGUGUCGUACAGUCAGUUUGCUCAGUUGUAUCGCAGUCUGAUGUUUGACGCACAGAAAUCAAUGGAGAUUCCACUGCUGCAAAGGUUUAUAGACCGAGCCAAUCAGAAGAUCUCACUGGAGGACUUUCAGAGUUUUUUAAUUGAACAUCAGAAGGAGCUCUGGGCCACAGACAACAACAAGGUUCAGGAGUUCAUGUUCAACUACCUGAAAGAUCCUCUGCGAGAGAUCGAGCAGCCGUACUUUCAUCAAGAUGAGUUCCUCACGUAUCUGUUCUCGAAGGAGAACAUGAUCUGGGAUUCACAGCUGGAUCAGGUGCGACCGGAGGACAUGAACAACCCGCUGUCUCACUACUGGAUCUCCUCGUCACACAACACUUAUCUGACAGGAGACCAGUUUUCCAGCGAGUCGUCUCUGGAGGCGUACGCCCGCUGUCUGCGCAUGGGCUGCAGAUGCAUCGAGUUGGACUGCUGGGAUGGUCCCGACGGGAUGCCAGUCAUCUAUCACGGUCACACACUCACCACCAAGAUCAAGUUCAGCGAUGUGCUGAACACCAUCAAAGAACACGCCUUUGUCACGUCUGACUAUCCCAUCAUCCUCUCCAUUGAAGACCACUGCAGUAUUGUCCAGCAGAGGAACAUGGCCACCUUCUUUAAGAAAGUGUUUGGAGAGAUGCUCUUGACCAAAGCGGUGGAUAUCUCGGCGGACGGGCUCCCCUCACCCAAUCAGCUGAAGAGGAAGAUCCUCAUCAAGCACAAGAAGUUAGCCGAGGGAAGUGCCUACGAGGAGGUCUCGUCUUCGACUCCCUACUCGGAGAAUGACAUCAGCAACUCCAUCAAGAACGGCAUCCUGUACCUGGAGGACCCCAUCAACCACGAGUGGUAUCCUCACUUCUUCGUUCUGACCAGCAACAAGAUCUAUUAUUCUGAAGAGACGUCCAGCGAUCAGGCGAACGAAGAUGAAGAAGAACACAGAGACAUCAGUAACGGUAUGGACCAGCACGUGACGGAGAAGUGGUUCCACGGGAAGCUGGGUGCCGGACGUGACGGGAGACAGAUCGCUGAACGGCUGCUGUCGGAGUACUGCUUGGAGACCGGAGCGCCCGACGGCUCCUUUCUGGUGCGGGAGAGCGAGACGUUUGUAGGGGACUAUACGCUCUCGUUCUGGCGUUCUGGUCGAGUUCAGCACUGCAGGAUUCACUCUCGACAGGAGGCCGGCAGCCCAAAGUUUUACCUGACGGAUAACCUAGUGUUUGACACGCUCUUCGCUCUCAUCACACAUUACCAGCAGGUGCCUCUGCGCUGCAAUGAGUUUGAGAUGAAGCUGUCCGAACCGGUGCCACAAACCAAUGCUCACGAGAGCAAAGAGUGGUACCACGCGUGUCUGUCUCGCAGCCAGGCUGAAAACAUGCUGAUGAGAGUCCCGCGCGACGGCGCUUUCCUUGUCCGCAAGAGAACAGAAUUCAACUCAUUCGCCAUUUCCUUCCGGGCGGAGGGGAAGAUCAAACACUGUCGCGUGCAGCAGGAAGGACAGAUGGUCGUUCUGGGCACCUCAGAAUUUGACAGUUUAGUGGAUUUAAUCAGUUACUAUGAGAAACACUCUCUGUACCGCAAGAUGAAGCUCCGCUACCCCAUCAAUGAAGAGACGCUGGAGAAGAUCGGCACCGCUGAGCCUGACUAUGGAUCUCUAUAUGAGGGACGGAACCCUGGAUUCUACGUGGAAGCCAAUCAGAUGCCCACCUUUAAACAGUGUACGGUACGGGCCAUGUAUGAGUACAAAGCCCAGCGAGACGACGAGCUCUCCUUCAGUAAGAACGCCAUCAUUCAGAAUGUGGACAAACAGGAGGGAGGCUGGUGGAAAGGAGACUGUGGAGGUAAAAAGCAGCUGUGGUUUCCUGCAAACUACGUGGAGGAGAUCAGCCCUACAGCUGCGGAGCCUGAUAGAUCUGCCACAGAAAACAGUCCUUUGGGAGAUCUCCUGAGAGGAAGUGUGGACGUGUCUUCCUGUCAGAUCGCUGUCAGACCUGAAGGGAAGGGCAGCCGGCCGUUCGUCUUCUCUCUCAUUCCAGUAGCGUCUCCUCGCACCGGUCCAGUGCUGGACAUCGCCGCCAGCUCGCAGGAGGAGCUCAAGGACUGGGUGGUGAAGAUACGAGAGGUCACCAUGACCUCUGAAGCCAAGCUGGAGGAAGGUAAAAUGAUGGAGAGAAGAAAGAAGAUUGCUUUGGAGCUGUCGGAUCUGGUGAUCUACUGCCGACCUGUUCCUUUCGAUGAAGACAAGAUCGGGACGGAGCGGGCCUGUUUCCGGGACAUGUCCUCUUUCCCGGAGACCAAAGCGGAGAAAUACGUCAACCGUAUCAAAGGAAAGAAGUUCCUGCAGUACAACCGUCUGCAGCUGUCACGGAUCUACCCGCGCGGUCAGCGGCUGGACUCGUCUAACUACGACCCCUUACCCAUGUGGCUGUGCGGCAGUCAGCUGGUGGCCCUUAACUUCCAGACGGCAGACAAACCCAUGCAGAUGAAUCAGGCGAUCUUCAUGCUGAGCGGCAGGAGCGGUUACGUGCUGCAGCCACCCAUCAUGAGAGACGACAACUUUGAUCCUUUCGAUAGACAUUCUCUCAGAGGAGUGGAGCCAAUCACUUUGAUCAUAGAGGUUUUGGGAGCUCGUCACUUGCCCAAACAUGGCAGAGGGAUUGUUUGCCCUCUCAUCGAGAUUGAAGUUUGCGGAGCGGAAUAUGACAACAGCAAGCAAAGGACCGACUCUGAAGCUGACAACGGUCUGAACCCCACGUGGCCCAGAAAGCCCUUCCGCUUCACUGUGUGCAAUCCUUCCUUUGCCUUUCUGCGUUUUGUGGUGUAUGAGAUCGACAUGUUUAACGACCAGAACUUUCUCGCCCAGGCCACGUUUCCCAUCAACUGCCUCAAAACAGGCUACCGGUCAGUUCCUCUGAAGAACAGCUACAGUGAAGAUCUCGAGCUGGCGUCUUUGCUGGUGCACAUGGACAUCAUCAGAGGAAGGGUGGGCUAUGAGAUCAUACACGAGAACGGCGAGAUGUUGAGUCCCCUCUCGGCAGCAGGGGCCACGGGCAUACAGGUGGGCCGGGAGCGAACGGGCGAGACGGGCUCCGUUUCCUCCACGUCCUCCAUGUCGCCUCUGCCCUCGUCUCCGGCUCAGGCCCUGGGAUGCCGCGGUCGGGAGGGAUCGUUUGAGGCGCGGUACCAGUCUCCGCUGGACGACUUGAGAGUGUCGCAGGAGGUGCUGUUGGACCACGAAAACAGAAGGUUGCGCAGGGCUCGUGUCAGCGCCGACAACCGUGCCUAAACCGAGCGGCCGACCGCACGACAUGGACCGAAGAAAGCAGCCGCAGGCCUCCUUCAGGGCCGAUGAUGUCAAGGACAGCUGUUUCUAUGGAAAUCAUCCGGCCAGUAUUUUAGGACAGAUCUCCCUCUCUCUGUGAUGAGCGGCGGGGGGAGCGCGCGGCUGGUGAAGGAGCCACAGAAUGAACGACUAUCUGCUUAGCUACAAUCUGAACCUGCAGCGGACGGGACGGGUGUGUGUUGUGAUGCAGUGUCAAACUCGAGGACAGCACUCUGAUUGGCGGAGAAUGUUUGGCUGUUGAGUGGUGACUGUAUCACUCAUCGCUUUGAACUCGAUCCCAGGUUAACAUUUCUGGAGUAAUAAUACUCACUUUCUUUACUCUGUCUCUCUGGCUUAUAUUCCAGUAUGUAAACGUGUGCGCAUGCGUGCGCGCGUGUUCCGGCCUUAAUCGGAAAUCAUCUGCUCUCAAAGAGCCGCUCACUCACAAAAUUGUUUUAUUUAAACUUUUGUUUUAAACUUUCGUACUGUUGUUUGCUUUUUAUGUAUAUACCAAUAUGUUUCUAACAUGAGGGCUUGGCCUUUUUAAUUGUGUUUUCUCAAUUCUGUUUUGGACUGAAUGUUUUGGAGAUCUGUUCCAGGAUGCACAAGUGGACUUGAAAAGAAAAUCCGCUCAGGUUUGGUUCACAAGACAGUCUUUGGCCAUUUGGUUUACGGAACAGAACCGAGGGACCAUCUCGUUUCACAAUGCUUAUCCCUUAUUCAAUAUCUGUGACUAUUAUUUUAUCUUUCUGUUUUAGCACCAAUGUUAUUCCUGAGAUGUUCAAUACAUGCGGUGUCUGUUUAAAGAAAGCCAAAGGUUAGACGGUGACCAAAUAAGUUUGGAGUUGAACCCAUGUUUGUGAUUUACUGUAGCUGUGGACGAGAGUAAAGGCAUCGAGUGGUACAGUUGUAGCUUUUCUUUAGAUACGUGCCAUGCAGUCGUGGUCACUUUGCCGCCAUAUCACACACCAGUUCAUGUGGAAAAUCAAGGCCAUAUUUACUGCAGGGGCUCUGAUGACUUCUGCUGUUCCCAUUCAGCCAGUAGAGCUCGGGAUUUCGCCCAACCGCACACAAAAAUCUUUUCAUCUUACGGUCAGUUUUAUGAAGCAGGUCGACUAUGGUGGGAUCAGCGUCAUAGCGUUUGUGUCGUGUGACCAUCAGGCAAUGACACACAGGGACCAUAAUAACUUUCAAAAGAAAAAAGGCCAAAUUCCUCCAGAGGGAUUUCA